This is a messenger RNA of Cladophialophora immunda, 1809 nucleotides long. RefSeq lists its product as uncharacterized. The transcript has a single exon. The coding region runs from base 267 to 809 and encodes 180 amino acids. The record is from RefSeq and is a predicted model, not a curated record. Lineage: Eukaryota; Fungi; Ascomycota; Eurotiomycetes; Chaetothyriales; Herpotrichiellaceae.
CGAUAACGCAAAAGAAAAGAGCGUGGAUUAAAAGGGGCUCAUCAUACCCCGACACUCCUUUAAGGGGAUACAACCUUGACCAAAACGAUCUUUCUCCGGCGAACUCUAUGCUGAUUCGCCAUGUGCGAGAUGAAGGGAGAAGGUCGCGCAGGUCACGCCCACACCGUCGAUCUUCAACGAGGAAAUUUCUCUUUUCCCAGGUUCAUUGAUCUUCGCACUGUCUCGGAUCCGACUUCCAACCCCUCAACCCCUCGCCCUUGACCAACAUGACCUGCGAGUUGCACAUCAGUCAACCGGUUUCUCCACGAGCAAACCCGUUUGCAGCAAAAUUCUCCGUCCGAUCCUGUGCAACGUGGCUGCUAGUCUUGCAUGUUGAGAAACAAGCUGCAAAACCAGGACGGUAUGCUGCAGGUCGAUCUGUCCCACAACCCGUUGUAUUUGUGUUCCGGCAAUACAACCACAACUACAACGUAGUCCUCAAAUCGAACAUUCUGGGCCCUUUGCUGAGCAGACAAUUACUCUGCCGAGGGUUAGAAGCAAAGACCCCUUCGUCGCCUUGUUACCACCCGCGCAGUCGACAUCCACACCUAUAUUGGCCUCAUUAUGUAAUCGAUCCGCACCGCAUUCUGCCCAGAGCUACGACGCGAUUAGAGAAGAGCCCCUUCCCCCAAAUCAACGCCUACAACCUGUGUGGCUUCUCAUUAUACGCGUUGUCCGUCGCAAUUGCAUCGUUGGAAACGACCAAGCGAUCGAGUAUACAUUCCAGCACAUACUUCUGUUGCCGGAGCAGCCUCAAAACAAAAGCCUGACAGACGGCCAAUCGGUGAGUUUCGCCACGCCUAAUGCAGGUACACAAGACAUUUCCGUGGUCCAGCCUUACGACCAGCAAAGCUGCGAGAUAAGUAUAGAAUCUGCCCUGCAGCUAAGUUGAAGUCUAAUAACCAAUCAGAGAUGGCCUCAAUUCCCUGUUUUCGGCCCCUGGGAACUGGGCAUUGAUGAGCCCACCGCGACACGCGGGGAUUGCAUCUGGACGGGAAAAGUUACUUCAGCCCGGUACGCCAGCUAUUGGAGAACCGUGCUAGACCACUUGAGCACUUUGGGAGAAGAUUCUAUAUAUCGAUUUUGGUCCCCGCCACUCGCCGCGAAGGAAUCGAGCUGUGUCAGCAAGUCAGCAACCAACCACUUUAGCGGGAUGCCCGAAGCGAUUCCCGUUCCGCACGCCCGUACAAAGCUUUGCUUUAACGGUCCUCUUGCCGAUAUAGGUGAAGGUACUUUCCGUGGAUGGGGGCUAUCAUUGGCAAACUGCAAACUACCGACUUCUGUAUACGGCUGCCGGGCCAUGAUGUCCUUUAUCCAGUCCGCGUCAUUUCAUCCGCGGCAGGCAGAAGUGAGGCAUCAGUGCAUCUUACUUGCGUCUCAUUGGUCUCUAUGAAGCUGCAAGUGUAUGCUGACGAGGUCGUUCGGUGUCCGUGUUGUUGAUUCCGUCGAUGGUUUGGAAUCACAUCCACACGAAUACGUGAGGCACAGCCGAUUGUCACCUUCAUCUUCAGAGCUAUGCCUCUCUGGGUGAAUGCUCGCGGUGGUCACUACUAAAUACGGAGCCAGAGAAUGACGGAUCUUUAUCACUCCCCUAUGCAGCGCCCUCGUUACAUGCAGGCUCCGACUGGCCCCUUCUCCCAGGCAAGAGAGGGAUUGUUGUAGCAUAAAUCCGACCUCACUCUGCGAUCAGUGUUCUGGCCAGUUAUGCAGACUUUGAGCUCGAAAUCGGCCUUUCAUGAUCAGGACAGUCAUACUACUUAUGAACCAUCC